Molecule: messenger RNA, 1752 nt
Organism: Saccharomyces paradoxus
Lineage: Eukaryota; Fungi; Ascomycota; Saccharomycetes; Saccharomycetales; Saccharomycetaceae
Gene: MMP1
Product: S-methylmethionine permease MMP1
Exons: 1
Coding region: 1-1752 (583 amino acids)
Biological process (GO): amino acid transmembrane transport
Cellular component (GO): membrane
Molecular function (GO): amino acid transmembrane transporter activity
Source: RefSeq, a predicted model, not a curated record
AUGGAUGAAUUCGAGUCUACCAAACUUUCGAAAGUGCAAUUUGCCACUAGCGUGAUAAGUACGCCCUCAACUGAUGGAAAUAAUCUAAUCCACAGAUUUAAGAACUCUUUCAAGCGAAAUGAUUCAUCAGCUAUCCAAGAUGGCCUGCUGUACUCUGAACUUUCGGAGGAAGAAAAAAUACAAUGGGACUUAGCUAACCAACCGUAUAAAAAGGUUCUAGAUCAAAGGCACUUGACCAUGAUAGCCAUUGGAGGUACCCUAGGGACGGGGCUUUUCAUUGGUUUGGGGGAAUCACUAGCGUCCGGACCUGCUUCUUUGCUUAUUGGAUUCUUGUUGGUCGGCGCGUCUAUGCUCUGCGUUGUUCAGUGCGGAGCCGAACUUUCAUGCCAGUAUCCUGUCUCCGGUUCCUAUGCUCUACAUGCUAGUAGAUUUAUAGACCCGUCAGUCGGCUUUAGUAUAGGAAUUAAUUAUUUAUUGAUGUGGCUCAUAUCUUAUCCCAGCGAGUUGGUAGGAUGUUCGCUUACCAUCUCUUAUUGGGCACCAUCGGUCAAUCCUGCUGCGUGGGUUGCAAUCGCUUUCGUUUUAAGCAUGUUACUGAAUCUUUUUGGGGCGAGAGGUUUUGCAGAAUCUGAGUUUUAUAUGUCAAUCUUCAAAAUCGUGGCCCUUUUCAUCUUUAUAAUUAUUGGUAUUGUCCUCAUUGCAGGCGGUGGGCCUGAUUCUACUGGAUACAUUGGCACGAAGUACUGGCACAAUCCAGGCUCCUUCGCCGUUCCAGUUUUCAAAAAUCUCUGUAAUACUUUUGUUUCAGCCGCAUACUCAUUUAGUGGUACAGAAAUGGUUGUUCUAACUAGUACUGAAGCAAGAAGUGUUUCUUCGGUGUCCCGGGCAGCGAAGGGUACCUUCUGGAGAAUUGUCAUCUUCUACAUCGUUACUGUGAUUAUCAUUGGUUGUCUGGUCCCUUAUAAUGAUCCUCGUCUGAUUAACGGUUCAUCCAGUGAGGAUAUUACUGCUUCUCCCUUUGUUAUUGCUUUGAGCAAUACUGGUGCUAUGGGAACAAGAGUGUCACAUUUUAUGAAUGCGGUCAUCUUGAUAGCCGUAUUUUCUGUUUGCAACUCUUGCGUUUAUGCAUCUUCAAGAUUGAUUCAGGGUUUGGCCACAGCAGGCCAGCUUCCAAAGAUCUGCGCUUAUAUGGACAGGAGCGGCCGGCCUUUAGUUGGUAUGGCUAUAUGCGGCGCUUUUGGGCUGUUAGGCUUUUUGGUUGUUUCCAAGAACCAGGGCACUGUUUUCACAUGGUUGUUUGCAUUGUGUUCUAUUUCGUUUUUCACAACUUGGUUCUGUAUCUGCUUUUGUCAAGUCAGAUUCAGGAUGGCAAUGAAAGCUCAAGGAAGGUCAAAGGAUGAUAUUAUCUACAGGUCGACGCUAGGGAUCUAUGGAGGAAUUUUUGGCUGUGUUUUAAAUGUUCUGUUGGUGAUUGGGGAAAUAUAUGUAUCGGCCGCACCCGUGGGCAGCCCUAGUUCUGCGGCGAACUUCUUUGAAUAUUGUAUGAGUAUUCCAAUUAUGAUUGCCGUUUAUAUUGGCCAUAGAAUUUACCGCAGAGACUGGAGGCACUGGUACAUCAAGCGGGGGGACAUCGACCUCGAUAGUGGACAUUCCCUAGAGGAUUUUGAAGCUACAAAACUUGAGAGGGAUGAGGAUAAGAAAUAUGUUGCCUCCAAACCACUGUACUAUAAGAUUUACCGUUUUUUCUGUUAA